AUGUUCUCUCAUUCUUCUGCCACAAAGCAAGAGAGUGAAAGGGCCAUUAAUUCAGCUGGCUCUAGGUGGCAAUCCACCACUUCUUCAGCUGAAGAUGCACUCACUAGAACGGCUGCAGUUGUUGAUAUUGCUGAUGAAAAGAACAGACUGGGUGCAGAAACAACAUCAGAGGCAUUAAACAUCGAGGCCGAUAGUCAAGUAUCCCGUGUUAUUCACCUGCUUUUACCCAUCGAACAAUCGGACUCUUCACCUUCCAGCAUCUUUCCAACUUUACCAAAGCCAUCGACUCCCGAUUCUUCAUUGGAACUUCCAGUGGCUCAAAUGCAAUCGGCUCAUCUGCUUGAUAAUCUUCCAUUAACAGAUUCACAAUUGGCACAUUCAGAGGGCUGUUCUUUACCCACUCCGGCUCCGACUCUUACGUCAGCAUCUUCAUUGCUAGCUUUGCCAGAUAUCCCUGAGGUGGUUUUGGAGUCAGCUGAGUCUGGAAGCCAAAUCGGAUCCACACGACCACGGCGCUUUAACUUGAGUGCUCCGAUGAGCCAAGUUAAGCCAGAGAAGGCGGUCGAGAGUAUAGAUAUCGGUGCGAUUUGCCUUUUUUUCGUUGAGGAUCAACACUCCCAGCUUGCUAUCUCGAGAGCCUCGACAUCGUCGAUCCUGACACCUCAUCUUAAUCAUCAUGCUCUCGGCCAAUUUGUUGACCAAUCCUCCUUAUCCGCAUCUUCCUCAUCAAACUCAGACAGUCUCGUUACUUCUUCACCAACUUUAAGCUCAAAUGCGGAACCUAACCCGGCUUUGGGGGAUCCGGCCCAACAGUCAAGACAGCAGCAGUUAUUGCUCAGCCGACCUAGCAAUUCAUUUGUACUUCUCCUUGCUCAACACCCUUUGACUACUAAAACACGAUCGUCCCCUGUUUUUGGCCCGUUGGCCGCCGCCGGUGUUGUUAAUGUGUCAUCGAGGGAAGGUUCCCCAACAAUAGUAAGCAUAGUACUAAUUUGGAUCAUUCAAGUCACCAUUAAAACAAUCAGUCAUAGGUAG
This is a messenger RNA of Protopolystoma xenopodis, 1035 nucleotides long. NCBI's taxonomy places the organism in Eukaryota, Metazoa, Platyhelminthes, Monogenea, Polystomatidea, Polystomatidae. The record is from the annotation of a GenBank genome assembly.